Nilaparvata lugens (brown planthopper) is the source of this 3346-nucleotide messenger RNA. It is a transcript of the gene Kap-alpha3, whose product is annotated as importin subunit alpha-3. NCBI's taxonomy places the organism in Eukaryota, Metazoa, Arthropoda, Insecta, Hemiptera, Delphacidae. The coding region runs from base 432 to 1973 and encodes 513 amino acids. The record is from RefSeq and is a predicted model, not a curated record. Gene Ontology annotation, cellular component: nucleus; cytoplasm; nucleoplasm. Gene Ontology annotation, molecular function: nuclear import signal receptor activity; protein binding. The transcript is spliced from 11 exons. Gene Ontology annotation, biological process: NLS-bearing protein import into nucleus.
AUCAGCUGAUGAACAAAUCUAUUAGUCUAAAUCAUUUCCCGCUCUUAGUAGUUUUUAAAAAAUUGAUCAACCAUGUAAAUUUCAUCAAAGUUGGUCAGUUUUUGGUUUUAAUUUUUUUAUUUUUUUCAUCGCUGUAAAUUGUUGAUAGAGGGAUUAUAAUUAUAAAAUUAUAUUUCUCAACCUAUUUGUUACCUUGGCGAUCAUGACGUCAUUCUCCUUGUGUCUGUUUUUGUGCAAUCGUAGCGAAACGUGUUUCAAUGUGUUCAACUAAUAGAGAAUUUUAGUUUCUUCUUCUAUUUUAAAAUGAUUUACUUAUUUUAGUUAGAAGUAGUCUUUUAAGAGUGAGUGUGUGUUACAACAACCACAUCCUAGAACUUGAAGAGAGUUUUUACCGGCCUUUGUGAAAUAGGACUUCAUUCGUUCUAGCAAGAAUGGCGUCCGAUCAAAUAAAACAUAGGAUGCAAGUUUUCAAAAAUAAAGGAAAAGAUCAAGAUGAGAUGCGAAGAAGGCGAAACGAAGUCACGGUUGAGCUACGAAAAAACAAACGUGAAGAAACACUUCAGAAACGAAGAAAUGUUCCAGUCUCAGAUUCUGCAGAUGAGGAAGAAUUCGACAGAAAUUUCUUCACAACCAACUUGGAACAGUUGGUGAUGGACGCAUCGAGUGACAAUCCAACGAAGCAACUGCAGGCGGUACAGUCUGCCCGCAAGCUACUCUCAUCCGACCGCAACCCCCCCAUCGAUGACCUUAUCCGCAGUGGCAUUCUACCCAUUCUUGUCAGAUGUCUUGAGAAACACGACAAUUCGCACUUACAAUUCGAAGCAGCUUGGGCGUUGACAAACAUCGCGAGUGGAACGUCGCAACAGACUCAGGCCGUCGUGGCAUCCGGCGCCGUCCCUGUCUUCCUGCAGCUCCUCUCCUCGUCGCACCAAAAUGUCUGCGAACAGGCCGUCUGGGCUCUGGGAAACAUAAUUGGUGAUGGACCGAAACUUAGGGACUAUGUGAUCAAUCUGGGUGUUGUGACUCCGUUGCUGGCUUUCAUCAAGCCGGAAAUUCCGAUCACAUUCAUGCGCAAUGUGACCUGGGUGAUCGUGAAUCUGUGUCGCAACAAGGACCCCCCACCUUCCAUCAAAACCAUUCAAGAAAUUCUGCCAGCUCUCAACGUGCUCAUUCACCACACUGAUAUCAACAUUCUCGUUGACACAGUUUGGGCGCUAAGUUACUUGACAGAUAGCGGCAACGAUCAUAUUCAAAUGGUGAUUGACAGCGGAGUCGUUUCAAAUCUCGUUCCUCUUCUUUCCCACAAAGAAGUCAAGGUACAAACAGCCGCACUGAGAGCUGUAGGAAACAUAGUUACUGGAACCGAUGAGCAGACUCAAGUGGUCUUGAACUAUGAUGUUCUAUCACAUCUCCCAGCUUUAUUGUCUCACCCCAAAGAAAAAAUCUGCAAGGAAGCAGUUUGGUUCCUUUCCAACGUAACAGCUGGAAAUCAACAUCAAGUCCAAGCUGUAAUUGAUGCCGAUCUAUUACCCAAAAUAAUCGAAAAUCUCAGCAAAGGUGAAUUCCAGACACAGAAGGAAGCUGCGUGGGCCAUAAGCAACCUGACGAUCAGUGGCAACCGGGAGCAAGUGGGCCGGAUGAUCCAAGAAGGGGUGAUUCCGCCGUUCUGCGCUCUGCUCGCUUGCAAGGACGCCCAGGUCAUCCAGGUUGUCCUCGAUGGCAUCAGCAACAUGCUCAAACUGGCCGGAACGCAUGCCGAAGCCCUUGCCAAUAUGAUUGAGGAAUGCGGUGGUCUGGAUAAAAUCGAGACCCUCCAAAGCCACGAGAAUGAGGAAAUCUAUAAACUGGCAUAUCAUUUGAUUGAACAAUACUUCGAGGCUGAAGAUGACGGUAGCAUUGUUCCGCAAUCUUCAGAAGGCGGAUUCCAGUUUGAUCCGAGCACGACCAUACCCAGCGAAGGCUUCAAGUUUUGAACCAAUAAAGUUUGAUUUAUAAUAUUGUACAUUCGUUCUCUGUGGACCUAAAAGUGACAGUUAUUUCAAAAAGCCAUUCAAUCUUUUUGCCUCUUUAAAUUUUGGACUUGACUAUUAUUUUCCUGGUUGAAACAGAACAGCACUAGGACAAAAAGUACUCAUCAUCGUAAACAUCCGGUUAUUAGGCGAUAUUUGAGUAUUGGUAACAGUUCUGAAACCGUAAUCUGAGAAAUAUAUUAUGGUCUACAUCUAUGAAACUUAAUAAUUAAGCAUUGACUAGAUACUAAAUUUAUGUGUUUUACAACACUUCAGUUGUAUUGUAAGACCAGAGACAUAUUUUUGUACUCUGUGCUAUAUUGAUCAGAUUAACUAGAUAUGUGUAGAAAAUUCUUAUUAUAUUGAUUGCUGUCAAAUCAAGAAAAGUUUUCUUUUUUCUAUUGAUUCUCAUUCUAACACUGGGCUAACUUGUUAAAUUUCUUCAUAAUUGUAAUUAUCUUCAAUAAAUUAAUAUGGUAUAUUGAAUGUAAGAGGCAACCCGUCCUUGUGUGAACUUUUCAAUUCGUACCAUUUUGAAUUCAUUAGCAUGCAAACAAUCGCUUGAAAGUUCUCUGCAAUAAAAUGACUCAUUUGUAAUCAUUUCAUUAACAACUCAUGCUAUUAUUUACAGUCCAAAGUAAUUUUAUACUUUUCCAAAAGUUUUGCAACAAAUUAAGUAAGUCAAGACUAUCCGAAGGGAACUAUUCUAUGCUAUUAUACUUCAGUUUGGUUUCAUUCAUCUUAGGUUCUUCAUAAUGAAUCAUUAGUGUAAAUCCUCUAUAUUUAAUACUAAAAUAUUUUUCGGCAGUUUAAUUAUUGUAUUAAAAUAACCUUGCUUGUAUGAUGUGUAUGAUAGAUUACAAAGUACAUUUCACCAUGUACCCUACUUGAGUAAUUUCUACUUACGAAAAUAAUAGAUAUUGAAAAGUUGGAAGAGUAUAUUAGAUUGAUUUUAAAGUAAUAAUUAUUUUAAUUUCUAUUUUUAAUUAUAUUUUAUCUUUAUUAAAACGGUUCUGUUUGAAUACUCUAGCUAUUUUUUGCCAAGUGUUCAACUCACCCGGUUUACCUACCAUAAAUCCGUUUUGAUUUGAAAUCAUGGAAAACCAUAUAGCUCUGAUAGCAAAGUUUUGUUUUUAUAUUUUAUUUCACAAACGACAGAUUCCUAUCUAUUAUUCAUCAUCUUGGCUAUCUAGAGUGCAUUAAAAUUUAAUUUUAUUUAACAAUUGAAGUAAUCGGAAUAGAAAAUAGUUAUCUCAAUUUUAUUUAAAAACAUCUUGUUAAUUGUAUUGAACUUAUCGGAAAUUAAAGUACUCGAAACUCGUUGAAAACAACUGGAA